Molecule: messenger RNA, 11046 nt
Organism: Coregonus sp. 'balchen'
Lineage: Eukaryota; Metazoa; Chordata; Actinopteri; Salmoniformes; Salmonidae
Source: the annotation of a GenBank genome assembly
GCUACUGGUCCAAAAGACUUACUUCAGGGUGGAAACACAGCCCCUCUUGAGAUUCAGAGGGAGACGGUUAGUGUGAGUGCACCAACGGACGAGGAAGAGCAGGGGUCAACCUCAGCCUUGUUGGAGAACAUUCAGGAGAGUAUGGACCAGGAAUUAUUGGAGAUGCUGGUGGAGAAUGUUUUAAAAGACUGUCCUUCUGCAUCAGAGAACUUCAGUCUGGAGAUCCUACCUGACACCUGCUUGGCUGUUGUGACCUUUCAAAAUGCAAAAGGUAAACGAAUUUAAAAAAGUUUACAGCUUAUACAGUGCUUUCGGAAAGUAUUCAGACCCCUUCACUUUUUCCACAUUUAGUUAAAUUACAGCUUUAUUCUAAAAUGGAUAAAAAAAUAAAAUAAAAUAAAAUACCCCAUCAUGACAAAGCGAAAACAUGUUUUCAGAAAUGUUUGAACAUUUGCUAUGAGAGUCAAAAUUGAGCUCAGGUGCAUCCUGUUUCCAUUGAUCAUCCUUGAGAUGUUUCUACAACUUGAUUGGAGUCCACCUGUUGUAAAUCCAAUUGAUUGGACAUGAUUUGGAAAGGCACACACCUGUCUAUACAGUGGGGAAAAAAAGUAUUUAGUCAGCCACCAAUUGUGCAAGUUCUCCCACUUAAAAAGAUGAGAGGCCUGUAAUUUUCAUCAUAGGUACACGUCAACUAUGACAGACAAAAUGAGAAAUAAAAUUCCAGAAAAUCACAUUGUAGGAUUUUUUAUGAAUUUAUUUGCAAAUUAUGGUGGAAAAUAAGUAUUUGGUCAAUAACAAAAGUUUCUCAAUACUUUGUUAUAUACCCUUUGUUGGCAAUGACACAGGUCAAACGUUUUAUGUAAGUCUUCACAAGGUUUUCACACACUGUUGCUGGUAUUUUGGCCCAUUCCUCCAUGCAGAUCUCCUCUAGAGCAGUGAUGUUUUGGGGCUGUCGCUGGGCAACACGGACUUUCAACUCCCUCCAAAGAUUUUCUAUGGGGUUGAGAUCUGGAGACUGGCUAGGCCACUCCAGGACCUUGAAAUGCUUCUUACGAAGCCACUCCUUCGUUGCCCGGGCGGUGUGUUUGGGAUCAUUGUCAUGCUGAAAGACCCAGCCACGUUUCAUCUUCAAUGCCCUUGCUGAUGGAAGGAGGUUUUCACUCAAAAUCUCACGAUACAUGGCCCCAUUCAUUCUUUCGUUUACACGGAUCAGUCGUCCUGGUCCCUUUGCAGAAAAACAGCCCCAAAGCAUGAUGUUUCCACCCCCAUGCUUCACAUUAGGUAUGGUGCAACUCAGCAUUCUUUGUCCUCCAAACACGACGAGUUGAGUUUUUACCUAAAAGUUAUAUUUUGGUUUCAUCUGACCAUAUGACAUUCUCCCAAUCCUCUUCUGGAUCAUCCAAAUGCACUCUAGCAAACUUCAGACGGGCCUGGACAUGUACUGGCUUAAGCAGGGGGACACGUCUGGCACUGCAGGAUUUGAGUCCCUGGCGGCGUAGUGUGUUACUGAUGGUAGGCUUUGUUACUUUGGUCCCAGCUCUCUGCAGGUCAUUCACUAGGUCCCCCCGUGUGGUUUUGGGAUUUUUGCUCACCGUUCUUGUGAUCAUUUUGACCCCACGGGGUGAGAACUUGCGUGGAGCCCCAGAUCGAGGGAGAUUAUCAGUGGUCUUGUAUGUCUUCCAUUUCCUAAUAAUUGCUCCCACAGUUGAUUUCUUCAAACCAAGCUCCUUACCUAUUGCAGAUUCAGUCUUCCCAGCCUGGUGCAGGUCUACAAUUUUGUUUCUGGUGUCCUUUGACAGCUCUUUGGUCUUGGCCAUAGUGGAGUUUGGAGUGUGACUGUUUGAGGUUGUGGACAGGUGUCUUUUAUACUGAUAACAAGUUCAAACAGGUGCCAUUAAUACAGGUAACGAGUGGAGGACAGAGGAGCCUCUUAAAGAAGAAGUUACAGGUCUGUGAGAGCCAGAAAUCUUGCUUGUUUGUAGGUGACCAAAUACUUAUUUUCCACCAUCAUUUGCAAAUAAAUUCAUAAAAAAUCCUACAAUGUGAUUUUCUGGAUUUUUUUUCCUCAAUUUGUCUGUCAUAGUUGACGUGUACCUAUGAUGAAAAUUACAGGCCUCUCUCAUCUUUUUAAGUGGGAGAACUUGCACAAUUGGUGGCUGACUAAAUACUUUUUUUCCCCACUGUAUAAGGUCUCACAGUUUACAGUGCAUGUCAGAGCAAAAACCAAGCCAUGUGUCACGAUCGUCUUGACGAGAAGGAGUAGACCAAGGCGCAGCGUGUGAAACGAACAUGACUUUAAUUAGUAAAGCACAAGUACAAAACAAAACACGAUCGUGAAGUCCACAGUAACACUGACUGAACACGGAACAAAAACCCACAACCCCAAGGUGAAAACAGACAGUAUAAAUAUGGCUCCCAAUCAGAGACAACGAGCCAACAGCUGACACUCGUUACCUCUGAUUGGGAGUCACUCAUUCAAACAAAGAAAUACAACCCCAUAGAACAACCCAACCAAACAGAACACCACGAAACGAACACACCCUGGCUCAACAUACAAAGUCCCGGAGCCAGAGCGUGACAGUACCCCCCCCUAAAGGCGCGAACUGCGACCGCGCCUCAAAACCCCAAACAGGGGAGAGCUGGGUGGGCAUUUCUCCUCGGAGGCGGCUCCGGCUCCGGGCUUGACCACCACCCUUCCACAAUCCCCCCGUAGCGCCCCCGGUCCGGUCUGACCCCGCUGGCUGGAUCUGGACCGGACAUAGACGGAGCGGAUUGCUCAAACUCCGUAGUGGAGUAGCUGACCUGAUCAGGCACCGGACUGACGACGCGCACCCCUGGCUUGGUGCGUGAGGCAGGAACGGACCGGACCUGGCUGACGAUACGCACCCUUGGCUUGGUGCGUGGAGCCGGAACGGACCUCACCAGGCUGACGACUCGCAUCCUUGGCUUGGUGCGAGUAGCAGGAAUGGGCUGGAUCAGGCUGACGACUCGCACCCUUGGCUUGGUGCGAGUAGCAGGAACGAGCUGGACCAGGCCGACGACGCACCCCGUAGGCUUGGUGCAUGGAGCAGGAACAGGCCGGGCUGGGCUGGCGACGCACACCGUAGGCUUAGUGCGUGGAGCAGGAACAGGCCGGACAGGGCUGGCGACGCACACCGUAGGUUUGGUGCGUGGAGCAGGGACAGGCCGGGCCGGGCUGACGACGCACCCCGUAGGCUUGGUGCGUGGAGCAGGAACAGGCCGGGCUGGGCUGGCGACGCACACCGUAGGCUUAGUGCGUGGAGCAGGAACAGGCCGGACAGGGCUGGCGACGCACACCGUAGGUUUGGUGCGUGGAGCAGGGACAGGCCGGGCCGGGCUGACGACGCACCCCGUAGGCUUGGUGCGUGGAGCAGGAACAGGCCGGGCUGGGCUGGCGACGCACACCGUAGGCUUCGUGCGUGGAGCAGGAACAGGCCGGGCUGGGCUGGCGACGCACACCGUAGGUUUGGUGCGUGGAGCAGGAACAGGCCGGGCAGGGCUGGCGACGCACACCGUAGGUUUGGUGCGUGGAGCAGGGACAGGCCGGGCCGGGCUGACGACGCACCCCGUAGGCUUGGUGCGUGGAGCAGGGACAGGCCGAACAGGGCUGGCAACGCACACCGUAGGCUUCGUGCGUGGAGCAGGAACAGGCCGGACUGGGCUAUGGAGACGGAUAGGAGACCUGGAGUGAAGAGCUGCCACAACCCGUCCUGGCUGAAUGCCUACCUUCACACACUCUGUGUGAGGCAUCAGCACAGGACGUACAGGGCUGUGUACCCGUACUGGCAUAACAGCACGUGACACUGGCGCAGGAUAUCCGGGACCGAGGAGAGGCACUGGAGGCCGCGAGCGCUGAGCCGGCACACUCCGUCCUGGCUGCAUGCCCACCUUCGCACAACACGUGCGGGGUGCUCGCACAGGACGUAACCGGACUAUGCCGGACCACUCGCGGCACAGUGCGCAUCUCCGCAUACCGCGGAACCUGCCCAGCCUCAUGCUGCCAUGCCUGAGUACGGGGAGUUGGCUCUGCUCUCCAUCCAGGCUCCGCCAACCUGCCUUCUGGCCCCCAAAAGCCGGUGGCCUCCUCUCUUAAUCUCCCAAUCCGCCCUGUGGCAGCCUCCUGCUGCCCAGUCGCCCAUGCCGUGUGCCCCCCCCUAAAAAAUUAUUGGGGGUGCCUCUCGCCUUUCCGACCACGGCCCGGUUGACGCCGCUUCUCCACUCCUGCCUGGGUCUCCCCCUUCAUUGCCCUCCGGUACCGGACGGCCUCCUCCUCGGUAAUCUGCCCCCAACCGAGGAGGACAUCCACCAGAGUCACCUCCUGCGUGUGUUCCUGGACACGCUGCUUGGUCUUUGUAUGGUGGGUUUUUCUGUCACGAUCGUCUUGACGAGAAGGAGUAGACCAAGGCGCAGCGUGUGAAACGAACAUGACUUUAAUUAGUAAAGCACAAGUACAAAACAAAACACGAUCGUGAAGUCCACAGUAACACUGACUGAACACGGAACAAAAACCCACAACCCCAAGGUGAAAACAGACAGUAUAAAUAUGGCUCCCAAUCAGAGACAACGAGCCAACAGCUGACACUCGUUACCUCUGAUUGGGAGUCACUCAUUCAAACAAAGAAAUACAACCCCAUAGAACAACCCAACCAAACAGAACACCACGAAACGAACACACCCUGGCUCAACAUACAAAGUCCCGGAGCCAGAGCGUGACACCAUGAGGUCAAAGGAAUUGUCCGUAGAGCUCCGAGACAGGAUUGUGUCCAGGCACAGAUCUAGGAAAGGGUACCAAAACAUUUCUGCAGCAUUGAAGGUCCCCAACCUGACAGAGCUUGAGAGGAACUGCAGAGAACAAUGGGAGAAACUCCCCAAAUACAGAUGUGCCAAGCUUGUAGCGUCAUACCCAAGAGGACGAGGCUGUAAUAGCUGCCAAAGGUGCUCCAACAAAAGUACUGAGUAAAGGGUCUGAAUACUUAUGUAAAUGUGAUAUUUCAGUUAUUUCAAGAAAUUCUAAAAACCUGUUCUUGCUUUGUCAUUAUGGGUUAUUUUGUGUAGAUUGAUGAGGGGAAAAAACUAUGUAAUACAUUUUAGAAUAAGGCUUUAACAUAACACAAUCUGGAAAAAGUGAAGGGGUCUGAAUACUUUCUGAAUGCACUGUAAGUGCCUCAUGAGCUUAGUAAAACGUUCGUACCCCAUCAUAACCCCAAAUAUGUGGUUUUACUCCUUUGUUUAUGUGUUUGUUGUUAUUUGAGUCUUUGUAAACAAAUGAUGUAUAGCUUAAAAAUAAUUGAAAGUAUUAUGUAGAUCCCAUGGACUGUCAACCCUUACAUCUGGAACUCUGUCUAUGAAAUGAAGAGUGGUUACAUCCCAGCUAACAAAUACUACCCUUUAAUGGAAAACUGUAAUUUAUAAGUGAUUUGGGGUAUUAUCAACAGUAAAAUACUGUAAAAUGCCACAAUACUGCAGCAUACUAUAAAUUAUGGUGCAUUGUGGGAAGAGAAAAUUGCUGUAUUUCAAAUUGUACUGUAAUUCAGCACUGGACCAUAUCUUUUGAACGGCAAAAACCUUUUGACCACAAGGGAUUGCAUGUUAUUGUUGUUUCUGUCUCAUUACCAUAUUUGGAGGAGUGCCUUAUUAGAGGCUAUAUUUGUUGCACCCGUUAGUGAGAACGCUGUUCCAAUUUAACUCAUAUGUGGUUCUACUGGUUGAGGAUUUUUCUAUGUCCUUUUGGUCUGUUUGGCCCCCGUUAGUGAGAACGCUGUUCCAAUUUAACUCAUAUGUGGUUCUACUGGUUGAGGAUUUUGCUAUGUCCUUUUGAUCUGUUUUGCCCUGUAGUCGCUGCCAGUUUGGAAGCCUUUGUUAAGGCCUCUAGAAGUGCAAGUGAUAUAAAACACAACAUAUUCAUUGAUAUGCUGUGAUGUGUAAAAACAUUACCUAACACCCAACCUACUGUGAAAUACAAACCCAAUCUCCCCUCAAUGAAUUGCAUUCAUUCAUUCAUUCAUUCAUUCCAAUUACAGUAGCAUUAACUUUUUUACAGUAUAAUACAGUCAAUUUUACGGUAUUGUACUGUGUGUCAUUACACAGUAUAUGCUUUGAUACUGUAUUUAGAUUACAGUAGAUGUACUGCAAUAUCAAAUACACUACAGUAACUAACUUAUCACGAGCUGCCUUUAAAUAACUGUCAAAUUCACAGCAACCCCUUUACAGUGUACAGUCGUGGUCAAAAGUUUUGAGAAUGACAAGUAUUGGUCUUCACAAAGUUUGCUGCUUCAGUGUUAUGAUAUAUUUUUGUCAGAUGUUACUAUGGUAUACUGAAGUAUAAUUACAAGCAUUCCAUAAGUGUCAAGGCUUUUAUUGACAAUUACAUUAAGUUUAUGCAAAGAGUCAAUAUUUGCAGUGUUGACCCUUCUUUUUCAAGACCUCUGGAAUCCACCCUGGCAUGCUGUCAAUUAGCUUCUGGGCCACAUCCUGACUGAUGGCAGCCCAUUCUUGCAUAAUCAAUGCUUGGAGUUUGUCAGAAUUUGUGGGUUUUUGUUUGUCCACCCGCCUCUUGAGGAUCGACCACAAAUUCUCAAUGGGAUUAAGGUCUGGGGAGUUUCCUGGUCAUGGACCCAAAAUGUCUAUGUUUUGUUCCCCGAGCCACUUAGUUAUCCAUCAUCCUGGAAAAGGCAUUGGUGGUCACCAAACUGUUCUUGGAUGGUUGGGAGAAGUUGCUCUCGGAGGAUGUGUUGGUACCAUUCUUUAUUCAUGGCUGUGUUCUUUGGCAAAAUUGUGAGUGAGCCCACUCCCUUGGCUGAGAAGCAACCGCACACAUGAAUGGUCUCAGGAUGCUUUACUGUUGGCAGGACACAGGACUGAUGGUAGCGCUCACCUUGUCUUCUCCGGGUCAAGGUGUUUUCCGGAUGCCCCAAACAAUCGGAAAGGGGAUUCAUCAGAGAAAACGACUUUACCCCAGUCCUCAGCAGUCCAAUCCCUGUACCUUUUGCAAAAUAUCAGUCUGUCCCUGAUGUUUUUCCUGGAGAGAAGUGGCUUCUUUGCUGCCCUUCUUGACACCAGGCCAUCCUCCAAAGGUCUUCGCCUCACUGUGCGUGCAGAUGCACUCACACCUGCCUGCUGCCAUUCCUGAGCAUGCUCUGCACUGGUGGUUCCCCAAUCCCGCAGCUGAAUCAACUUUAGGAGACGGUCCUGGCGCUUGCUGGACUUUCUUGGGCGCCCUGACGCUUUCUUCACAACAAUUGAACCUCUCUCCUUGAAGUUCUUGAUGAUCCGAUAAAUGGUUGAUUUAGGUGCAAUCUUACUAGCAGCAAUAUCCUUGCCUGUGAAGCCCUUUUUGUGCAAAGCAAUGAUGACGGCACGUGUUUCCUUGCAGGUAACCAUGGUUAACAGAGGAAGAACAAUGAUUUCAAGCACCACCCUCCUUUUAAAGCUUCCAGUCUGUUAUUCUAACUCAAUCAGCAUGACAGAGUGAUCUCCAGCCUUGUCCUCGUCAACACUCUCACCUGUGUUAAUGAGAGAAUCACUGACAUGAUGGCAGCUGGUCCUUUUGUGGCAGGGCUGAAAUGCAGUGGAAAUGUUUUUUUGGGAUUAAGUUCAUUUUCAUGGCAAAGAGGGACUUUGCAAUUAAUUGCAAUUCAUCUGAUCACUCUUCAUGACAUUCUGGAGUAUAUGCAAAUUGCCAUCAUCAAAACUGAGGCAGCAGACUUUGUGAAAAUUAGUAUUUGUGUCAUCCUCAAAACUUUUGACCACGACUGUAGGUCUUAUACAUGUUUGGAAUGUUAUGGUUUACUGUUCACCUAACAUGAAUAUGUCCAGUUUUUUUUGAGUUUCAGGAAUGUUUCAUUUACAGUAUGUCAAACUUCAAAGAGAAGAUCUCCAGAACAUAAUUCAACAUGGUUUGCCUGAGUACAUUGAUUGAAAAAAAGAAUAGAUCUCAGCUAGUCUACUUUUAUUUUUUGGCAGCGACUGAGCACUUCAUUUCAAGCUGCCCCGGGAACAGAAAGUUCAUGCAGAAACAAUUACGAGUCAAACCCCUGGAGGUUACAGCAAAAGUGAAAGUUGAAAACAUACCACCUAAAUUUAGUUCAGAACACCUCAGCUUCUACUAUGACAAAUAUGAGGUUGUGGAAGACGUUGUAAUGACUGAAGAGGACCAAUGUGCAAUCAUCACCUUUCAAGAUUCGAAAGGUAAGUUAUUGGUAUACAGUAUGCCUUGGAAAAAUGCAUAUUUUAAAAUGAUGUAUUAACAAAUAUUUAUUGUCUUUUAGCUGUUGACAGAAUCCUAAAACAGAAAAAUAAAGAGAUGAAAGUUUUCCCAUUUUAUGAAUCUCUGGGAACAGCCCUGUAUGGCAAAGAUAGACCCACAUUGAAACUCCCUGCGGCCUUCACUGAGAACAUUGAUCAGGCCAUUUGGAGAUACCUUUCUGACAAGAAAGGAGUUGCAGAGACCAUCCACAAGAAUAUGGCUGAUCACUUCUGCAAAGUAGACUUUCAACAACCUACCGUCCAGUUAAGCCCUCUGCCUUCUCUACUCCAGCAGAAGGAUGUCGAAGCCAAGCACAUCAAGAAGUGGAAGACCACUGCCAAGGCUGUCUUCAUUCAAGCCUUGUCUAAAUUCAAGUCCUUGGAGCUCCAGAUCCAGGCCAACGCAUGGGAAGCAUAUGAAGGUGCAAUACACAAGGCGAUGUCAGGGGAAGCGGUGGUUGUAGUUCCUGAUCAGCCUGGAGGUAUUGUGAAAGUGGUGGGAUUGGAAGAAGAUGUGGAUAGGCUCAAACAAACACUAAAUGGGAUCAUGGACAGGAUUGCCAACAGCAUUGAGAGGGAGAAGACGGGUAUAACAGAGGAGUUCCCCCUGACACCCUCUACCUACCAUAUACUUUUGCAAGAUGGCCUACAUGACAAAAUUGCAGGUGAAUUUCCAGAGCUGAAAAUGACGUACAAUCAUCAGAACCAGAGUGUGAUCUUAUUUGGCUUGACACAAGAGGUUUUGGGUGCUAACAGGAAGUUUAUAGAAAGAGGGAUGGCAGUGAAACGGAGGAUGGUGCAAUUAGACAACUAUGUCUUUGAGUUUCUGCAGAAGAGCAAUGAGGGAGAUGAGGAAAAACUUACCAGUUCCCUUUUCACUUCACAAGGGAUUAAUGCAGCACUAGAACUAGAAAGAACGGGAGUUCAGCUCUUGGCUGUCUCAGAGGAGGUCCUGAGCGAAGCAGAAAACCAACUAGAUACCCUUUUGAUUUCACAAUACAUCGAUGUUGAGGACUCCAAUGUCCUGAAGAUAUCAGAGUGGCAAGACAUUGUCACUGAUUUGGAGAAAGCUUUCAACACUCCAUCCAAGAAAUUCAUAAUCAGGACACCUGGUGAAUAUCCAAGUCUAAAAGUGGUAAUAUCUGGCUAUAAGCAAACUGUUGAUUCAGUUCGGAAAAAACUUGAAGACUACUUAUGUCAGAAUGCUCCAGUUGAUGAAACUCUUGAAGUCAAGUCUAAGGCCAUUGUCAAAUUCAUUGAGGAACACAACAAAAAUGCUUGGUCUGAUAAGGUUAAAGACACAGUAAACGUGUCUUUCAAAGAUAAGGCCAUUUGCCUUAGCGGCAUCAGGGUUUAUGUCAAGGACUGCAUGGACUUAUUUCAAAACUUAAUAUCCUCAACAUCCUUUGAUAUUUUGAGAGUCUCCAAGCCUGGUGGAAAGAAGUUCUUCAAGGAAAAGGAGGCCAUGUGUGUUGAGGAAGUCUUGAGACAGACUGGCUGUGUGGUCCAUCUGGUUGAAAAGGAUGACCAGACGGUCCAGGCUAUGGAAAUCGCAGUUCAGAAGGGGUUUGGGAGUGAUGGAAAAAGUAAUCAGCAACAUAAUCAUCCAACCUUCUCGACACAGAACCAGCAUAGACGGAUUCAGAGUACGGAUGGUUCUGACAGAGUGCAGACCAAAGAGGGGUUGACAAUCAUCCUGAUGAAAGGGAACAUCCAGGAUGCUACGGUAAAUUAUCACUAGUGUGUCCUGUUCCUGGCUUUUGUCUCAGUUGUCUUAGUUCAACCUUCAUUCAAUAUAGAUUCAAUCAAAACAGGAUAUACAGUAUCAGAGAUUACCCUUUGGGCACUUAAAUUAUAUGCACUAAUAAUUGUCAUUGAAUUAAAUCCACAACACAUUUAAAACUAGCCAUUAACCAUGCAGUGCAACUAAAAGAUCUAUAAAAUAUUUGUGUUUGUCUGUUACAGACUCAGGUGGUUGUGAACACAGUGGGUCUAGACCUGCUACUUCAUAGUGGAGCGGUCUCCAAUGCCAUCCUAAAAGCUGCCGGACCCCGACUUCAAGACCUGAUAAAAGAACAGGAGGCCGCUGGCAGUGCUGCUGCAGGAGCAGUCAUCAUCACUGAUGGCUGCAACCUUAAGAGCAAGCUGGUGUUUCAUACCAUUGCCCCUAAGUGGGAUCAAGGGAAAGGUGCAGCACAGAAGGUAGAAAGCUGUCUACGUAUCUCACUGACUUCUUAGAUCAAGUAAAAUGUACUGUCAAAUGCUGCUAUAACCUUUCCAAGUUAAGAUGGUCAUUUUGAACACCCCAUUGUUGUCUCAAUCAAUUUGUAUCGUACAUUUCUUUUUUUUUUUUUUUUUUUUUUUUACAAUUCAAUAUUUUGAAUGGAACCUGUAUCCAGCACAGUAUUGCAAAAAAAGGUUGCAGUCCUAAAAGGCUUGGUGGUGGACAAAAUCGUAAAAACCUACAGUGCCUGGUCCCCUAAUUACCAAUUAUAACACAUUUGCUACAAUUUAUUUAUAAAGGUAACAUAAAACAAACAACUUGUGCCUGACAUCCCACAGUUGUUGAGUGGAAUUGUGGAGGAAUGCCUGGUGGCGGCAGAGCAGCAGAAACUAGUCUCGAUGACCUUCCCUGCCAUCGGCACAGGAAACCUGGGCUUCCCUAAGGAUCUGGUGGCUUCACUUAUGCUGGAUGAAGUCCUCAAGUUCAGCAGUAAGAAGAAGCACAAACACUUGAAGGAUGUUGUGUUCAUCCUCCACCCAGGUGAUCCAGGUACUAUC